Messenger RNA from Adineta steineri, 261 nucleotides. Lineage: Eukaryota; Metazoa; Rotifera; Eurotatoria; Adinetida; Adinetidae. The record is from the annotation of a GenBank genome assembly.
AUGGCAGCAUCAAUACCAAAAAAUGUUUCUCCAUUGAUUCGUGCUGGUCGUUGGAGUUUAUUACUUGGUGGUCUUGUUUAUGGACGUAUUCAUUAUAAUACAUUAAAAACAAGUGAAGAACAUGUACGAGAUAAUGAAAUCAAUCGUGUUACACAAAAUGCAAUUGAUCAACUAGCAGAAAAAAAGAUUAAAGCAGAGCAAUCCAUGGUUGAAUUAGCUCAUGCAGCUGGUGUUGAUCCAAAUCAAGCACGUAAAAAAUAA